Molecule: messenger RNA, 1337 nt
Organism: Cynara cardunculus var. scolymus (artichoke)
Lineage: Eukaryota; Viridiplantae; Streptophyta; Magnoliopsida; Asterales; Asteraceae
Product: ras-related protein RABA5a-like
Exons: 4
Coding region: 468-1139 (223 amino acids)
Cellular component (GO): endosome
Molecular function (GO): GTP binding; GTPase activity
Source: RefSeq, a predicted model, not a curated record
UCUACUUGUUUCUCUACUCUCUUCUUCUUCUUCUUCUUCUCCUUCUCCUUCUCCUUCUCCAAUCGACUUUCAUCUCCCCUCAAUGGAACCCUAAUGCCCUUCUUUCUCAUCAAAUUGAUCAAAAACUCCUUAACGUUCUUCAAUCCGUUGUUCAAUUAUUUGCCCAUUUUUUCUUUGCUCUCCGUUCCCUGAUCUAGAUCGUCAACGGUGCAAAAGAACGUGGAGGACGAAGGGUCUGUUUCAAACUUGUUAAAGAAGUUUCAGGUUUGGGGAUAGAGGUGUCCAGCUAAUUGGAGUGGCCCAGGGGAAGGAGCCGAGCAACGACAAGGGGAGACAAAAAAGAAGGUGCUUGGCUCCAACGAGUUAAAUCAAAUUGGAUUUGGGUUUAUGGAACUUGCAUUUUUAAGAAGCAAUAUAUUGGUGAAUAUGGUUUCAUAGCAUUUAGAAAUUUAGUAGAAAGUUAGGAGAUGGCAUUUUAUUCCCAAGAGGAUUCUGCUGAUGAUUACCUCUUUAAGAUCGUUCUUAUUGGCGACUCAGCUGUCGGAAAGUCGAACUUGCUUGCUAGAUUCGCUAGAGACGAGUUUUACCCUAAUUCAAAAUCAACGAUAGGAGUAGAAUUUCAAACCCAAAAGAUAGAAAUUAAAGGGAAAGAAAUUAAGGCCCAAAUCUGGGAUACGGCUGGUCAAGAACGUUUCAGAGCUGUUACAUCUGCGUAUUAUAGAGGUGCGGUCGGAGCUCUUUUGGUCUACGAUAUUAGUAGACGUCAGACUUUUGAUAGCAUCGGCAGAUGGCUCAACGAACUUCAUACUCACUCGGAUAUGAAUGUGGUUUCGAUUCUCGUUGGCAACAAGUCGGACCUUAAAGACGGCAGGGAGGUUUCCACGGAUGAAGGGAAGUCAUUGGCUGAAUCUGAGGGUUUAUUUUUCAUGGAAACUUCAGCUCUCGACUCCUCCAAUGUAACUGCUGCUUUUGAGACAGUCGUUAAAGAGAUUUACAACAUUUUGAGCAGAAAAGUGAUGCAAUCUCAAGAGCUGAAGAAAGCCGAGCCAUCGUUGUCGGGAGGCGGAAAAACCUUGCUCUUGGAAACGGACUCGAACCAAGAAAGCGAACCUAAAAAAGUGGGUUGUUGUUCAUAUUAAAAUCUCCAUUUCCAAUCAAGUUUUUUGGUCAUGUGGUUCGUUUUUACUGUAUUAGAUAAUGUUCAUAUGAUUGAGAAAAAGAAGGGAAAAAAAGGGGGUUUUUUGUGUCUCAAAUGUGUUUCUGUUUUUGCAAGUGUUUGCGUUGAGCCAAUCGAUAUUGUUUAAAGAAAUGGAAAGAUUCAAGUGGACACAUUUUGA